GCCGGUGCCGUCCGACUGUCGGGCGGCGCGUCCGACUGUCUUUCCGCUGGGCGCAUGCGCCGCUGCGGUCCGACUGUCGUGCGGCGCGGCCGUCUGUGAGGGCGAUGGCGGCGGGCCCGCCUCAGCCCGGGGGCACGGGGCCGGUGCCCGCCGGGGGCUUGGUGGAGCACAGCUCGACCCCUUCCGACCUGGCCCUCGUCAGCCCGUACCACACCCGCCGCGCCGGUGACCCCCUGGACCUCGUGGAGUUGGCACAGCAGGUGCAGAAGGCUGACGAAUUUGUCCGUGCUAAUGCCAGCAACCGGUUGACCGCUAUAGCUGAGCAGAUCCGACAUUUACAAGCCCAGGCCAGAAAGGUGUUAGAAGAGGCCCGCAGAGACGCCGACCUGCACCACGCGGCUUGCAAUUUGGUGAAGAAGCCCGGCAACGUCUACUACUUGUACCAGCGGGAGGGCGGCCAACGCUACUUCUCCAUCCUUUCUCCUCAGGAAUGGGGGGCCAGCUGCCCCCACGACUUCCUGGGGGCCUACAAGCUUCAGCACGAUCUGUCCUGGACGCCGUGCGAGGACGUGGAGAAGCGAGAUGCUGAAAUCGGCAUGGUGGAGAAGCUGUUGAGCCGGCAGGCAUCUCUGCCCCCGUGCACAGAGCCCAAUUUCCAGGGACUGAGCCAGUGAUAGUGCUCUGCACCCAAUGGGGGAGUGAAGUCCGGACAUUUUGGCAGAUCUCCCUGAACGCCGAGGAUUUCUGCUGAAUUCCUGAUUUUGGUUUGGGAUGCGGCUGAGCUCCUACUGCUAUUCUGGUUUAAUAAUAAUAAUUACACUACUUUUCAUUCAUUCAUUCAUUCAGUCGUAUUUAUU
Tachyglossus aculeatus (Australian echidna) is the source of this 857-nucleotide messenger RNA. It is a transcript of the gene C5H1orf50, whose product is annotated as chromosome 5 C1orf50 homolog. Lineage: Eukaryota; Metazoa; Chordata; Mammalia; Monotremata; Tachyglossidae. The record is from RefSeq and is a predicted model, not a curated record. The transcript is spliced from 6 exons. The coding region runs from base 105 to 674 and encodes 189 amino acids.